Malus domestica (apple) is the source of this 3466-nucleotide messenger RNA. RefSeq names its product nardilysin-like. Gene Ontology annotation, biological process: proteolysis. The record is from RefSeq and is a predicted model, not a curated record. Gene Ontology annotation, cellular component: cytosol. NCBI's taxonomy places the organism in Eukaryota, Viridiplantae, Streptophyta, Magnoliopsida, Rosales, Rosaceae. Gene Ontology annotation, molecular function: metal ion binding; metalloendopeptidase activity.
AAUAAAUUCCAAAGGAGUAAAUUCCAACCCCGUCCUGAAUUUGCAUCGUCCUCCUCGUCCUCCUGCCAGCUGCUCCAGGACCCCUACUGAGUGUCAAGACCCCAUAGCAGCAGAGAGAACUGGGAGAGUAACCUCCAGUCGACUCUGAACUCUCUCUCUCUCUGUGUCAAUGGCUCGCUGCACUUUCAAAUCGGACGAUAUCAUAAUAAAGUCGCCGAAUGACAGACGAUUAUACAGAUUAAUCAAGCUCGAGAAUAGCCUCUCGGCAUUGCUCGUUCAUGAUCCUGAGAUUUACCCAGAAGGGCCGCCUGAUCACUCCAAAUCCGUCGAACACAGUGAGGCUGAAGAGGAAGAAGAGGACGAAGAUAUGGACGACGAGGACGGAGAUGAGGGGGAAGACAGUGAAGGAGAUGAGGAUGAAGAGGACGAUGACGAAGAAGGCGGAGAUGGUGAACUGAAGAAGAAGGGGAAGGGUGGAGACUCUCAGACUAAGAAGGCAGCAGCAGCAAUGUGUGUGGGAAUAGGCAGCUUCUCCGACCCUUUUGAGGCACAAGGGCUUGCACACUUUCUAGAACACAUGCUCUUCAUGGGGAGUACAGAGUUUCCAGAUGAAAAUGAGUAUGAUAGUUACUUGUCCAAGCAUGGAGGUUCAUCAAAUGCAUACACAGAAGCAGAGCAUACCUGCUACCAUUUUGAAGUGAAGCCAGAGUUUCUUAAGGGUGCCUUGAGAAGAUUUUCUCAGUUCUUUGUUUCACCUCUAGUGAAAAUUGAAGCGAUGGAGCGAGAGGUACAGGCUAUAGAUUCAGAAUUUAACCAGGUUCUGCAGAAUGAUUCUUGCCGCCUUGAACAAAUUCAGUGUCAUACAGCCGCACCCGGUCACCCAUUUAAUAGAUUCUGUUGGGGAAAUAAGAAGAGCUUGGUUGAUGCAAUGGAAAAAGGGAUCAACUUGCGAGAACAAAUACUAAAGUUGUACAAGGAUUAUUACCAUGGUGGACUGAUGAAGCUAGUUGUCAUUGGUGGAGAAUCUCUUGAUGUACUUGAGGAUUGGGUUGUGGAAUUGUAUGGUAAUGUCAAGAAAGGCCCCCAAGUAAAAUUGGAGUUUAAGGCAGAAGGUCCUAUCUGGAAAGUUGGCAAACUAUACAGGCUAGAGGCUGUUAGAGAUGUUAACAUACUCAACCUUACAUGGACAUUUCCAUGUCUUCAUCAAGACUAUUUGAAGAAACCAGAAGAUUAUUUAGCUCAUCUACUUGGACAUGAGGGCCGGGGAAGUUUGCAUUUUUACCUCAAAACCAGAGGGUGGGCAACAUCUUUGUCUGCUGGUGUUGGGGACGAGGGGAUGCACCGAUCUUCUGUGGCUUAUGUCUUCCGCAUGUCCAUACACCUCACUGACUCUGGAUUGGAAAAGAUUUCCGAAAUAAUUUGCUAUGUCUACCAAUACAUUAAGUUACUGCAUCAAGUGUCUCCACAAGAAUGGAUAUUUAGGGAACUUCAGGAUAUUGGGAAUAUGGAUUUUAGAUUUGCAGAGGAGCAGCCCCAAGAUGAUUAUGCUGCAGAACUUGCAGAAAAUUUGCUACUGUAUCCAGCAGAGAACGUUAUUUAUGGGGACUAUGUAUACAAAAUUUGGGACGCGGAAUUGAUAAAGUAUGUUCUUGGUUUCUUCACACCAGAAAACAUGAGGGUUGAUGUGGUAUCAAAGUCCUCAAUUAAGUCGAAAGAUUUCCAUUGCGAGCCUUGGUUUGGGUCGCAUUAUACUGAGGAAGAUAUAUCUCCAUCUUUGAUGGAUAUGUGGAAGAAUCCCCCAGAAAUUGAUGACUCAUUGUAUCUCCCUUCAAAGAAUGAGUUCAUUCCUAGUGAUUUUUCCAUCCGCUCUGAUAACUUGUGCCCUGAUCCUGCAAAUAUAUCUUAUCCAAGCUGUGUAAUUGAUGAACCAUUAAUAAAGUUCUGGUACAAGCUCGAUGAUUCAUUUAAACUUCCGCGGGCAAAUACAUACUUCCGCAUCAAUCUGAAGGGUGGAUAUGCUAAUCUGAAAAGUUGUGUUUUGACUGAAUUAUAUAUUCUCCUUCUUAAGGAUGAGCUGAAUGAGAUUGUGUACCAGGCCAUUGUUGCCAAGCUGGAAACUUCUGUCUCUGUGUUCAGUGACAAACUGGAGCUGAAGGUCUAUGGAUUUAACGAUAAACUUCCAGCUCUCUUGUCAAAAGUGUUGGCAACUGCCAAAAGUUUCAUGCCAACAGAUGAUCGUUUUAAGGUCGUUAAAGAAGAUAUGAAGCGAAGGUUAAAGAACACCAAUAUGAAACCUCUGAGUCACUCAUCAUACUUAAGACUGCAAGUUCUGUGUCAAAUUUUUUAUGAUGCAGAUGAGAAGUUGCAUGUUUUGGAUGAAUUGUCUGUUUCUGAUUUGAAGUCGUUCAUUCCUGCGCUUUGUUCCCAGCUAUACAUUGAGGGCCUUUGCCAUGGAAAUUUGUUAGAAGAUGAAGCAAUUACCCUGUCAAAUAUAUUCAAAUUGAAUUUUUCUGUACCACCACUGCCUAUUGAAUUGAGGCAUAAAGAGCAUGUUAUUUGUCUUCCUCCUGGUGCUAACCUGAUUAGGGAUUCCAAUGUGAAGAAUAAGUCAGAAACGAACUCUGUGAUUGAGCUGUAUUUUCAAGUUGAGCAAGAAGCAGGGAUUGAGUCAAUCCGAUUGAAAACAUUGAUAGAUCUUUUUGAUGAAAUUGUGGAGGAACCACUUUUCAAUCAACUAAGGACGAAGGAGCAGCUUGGAUAUGUUGUUGAGUGUGGCCCCCGGGUAACAUACCGUGUAUAUGGCUUUUGUUUCUGUGUCCAGUCGUCUGAGUACGACCCAAUCUACUUACAAGGGAGAGUUGAUAACUUUAUAAACGGGCUGGAAGAAAUGUUGGACGGGAUUGAUGAUGAUUCGUUUGAGAAUUAUAAAAGUGGACUACUUGCUAAGCUAUUGGAGAAAGAUCCAUCCCUCACGUACGAAACCAACAGAUUUUGGAAUCAGAUUAUCGAGCAAAGGUAUAUGUUCGACCAGUCAAAAAGAGAAGCAGAAGAACUCGGCAGUAUUCAGAAGAAGGACGUUAUUGACUGGUACAAAACGUAUUUGCAGCAAUCAUCUCCCAAGUGUCGUAGACUAGCGAUUCGUGUUUGGGGUUGCAACACUGACCCGAGAGAGGCGGAACCACAACCGAAGUCUAUCCAAGCCAUCGAAGACCCUGCAACGUUCAAGAAGUCAUCAAAGUUCUAUCCUAGCCUUUGUUGAAAAUGUGAACAAGCUUUGAUUACUUGAUUAAAAGUUGAACUAUAUUGGAAACACUGAAGGCCUCAGUUUUGACUAGUUGUAGAUGGAUCGACCAUCGAUAUGACCACCUCGAAGAGCAAAAGUUCAAGUCAGAUACAUAUACCAGUAUAUUGGGAUUCUAGAUGCAUUCAUUUGAAUGAAGUGAAAUUUGGGAUGACAAUUAUUUCU